AUGGCAUCACCAUCUACCGGCUCCUCUCCAUGGCGCAGGAGGACCCAGUCGGUCAGCUCGCAGGACCGGGACUCCUCAACCCCUACUCCGGCCCUCCUGACCUCUCCUCGCUCUCCUCGAGCCAAACCACAAAAUAUCGGCGACGCACGCCUCCUGUCCACGUCGAGCUCAACCGCCCACAGAGAGCCCAUACGUUCCUUUAUCUCUGGCAGCGCCCGAGACAGCCCAGCGCCCAUCGACAGCGCACAGUACGCGAGAAGCCGUGCUAGCCCCAACUUCCUGUCCCGCCAGAGAUCCCAGUCCUCGCAGCAAAGAACUGAAGAUCUGCUUGUGGGUGAGGAUGACGAGGAUGACUCCCUCGCUGGCGGAACAGCAGACACUAUCCUAGAAGAGUCUGAGCCUCCCUCGCCUGAAGAGCUCUCCGAAGAUCCGCACGAAGAUGACGGGCCCUCGAUGCUCACAAAUAUGCUGAGGAGAUCACCCCCGGAGAGCUACAAGGACGUCUUUGUGCCCAAGGAUGCCCAGCCUUCACAGCAGGAACAGAUCGCGGCUCUGUCUCCCUCCUACAAUGGACGUCCAAGCUCGGCAAGACGAGACGACAGCAAAUUAUGGACGCCAAGUGAGGACAUAGCAACCGAGAACGACACGGAGAACACGCCUCUACUGCGCAACAGGUCGCAUGGGAGCUCAUAUCUCCAGCAUGGGAAUGGCUCUGCCGCCGGAGUCGACAUCGAGAGCCAGAAGCCACUUGAGUCGCGGAGCUGGCUGGCAGAGAGAGCGGGCCGUGCAAAGACGGGCCUGCAGGGUUUCGCAAAGGCAGCUCGUGAUCCCCGGUGUUGGGACGGCAAGGCGAUUCUGCACACCGUGGUUGUUGAUCCCGUCAAGACCCUGCCGGCAGUGAUUGUCGGUCUCAUCCUCAAUAUCUUGGAUGCCCUGUCGUACGGUAUGAUUCUCUUCCCGUUGGGCAAUCCCAUUUUUGCAAAUCUCGGGCCGGCCGGGAUUUCAAUCUUUUAUGUCAGUACGAUCGUGUCUCAGAUUGUCUUCUCAACGGGCAGCAUAUUCAAGGGAGGAGUGGGGUCCGAGCUCAUCGAGGUUGUCCCAUUCUUCCACAACAUGGCUUCCACCAUCACAGCGCUUGUCGGGGAAGACAACCCAGACGCAGUCAUCGCCACAACCAUCUUCUGCUUCUCUUUCAGUUCUCUCAUCACGGGUGCCGUUUUCUUCACCAUGGGCGCACUCAAACUUGGGGGCUUGGUCGGGUUCAUCCCUCGCCACAUCCUCAUCGGCUGCAUAGGUGGUGUCGGUUGGUUUCUUGUUCAGACCGGUUUUGAGGUGUCCGCGAGGCUUGAGGGAAGCUUUCACUAUGACUUGGACACCCUACGGCUGCUAUUCCGGGCCAACACUGUUCCCCUCUGGACGAUACCCCUUGGCCUCGCCAUAAUUCUGUACAUUCUCUCAAGCACCAACAAGCUCAAGGACAACCACUAUGUCCUCCCUGUCUUCAUCUGCUUGGAGCCUGCCAUCUUCUGGUUCUUUGUCGUGGUCCUCGACUCGCUCGAGCCUGAGCCACUGCGGCAAAAGGGCUGGAUCUUCGAGGCACCGCCUGCUGGUGAACCUUGGUGGUAUUUCUAUACACUGUUCAAGUUCAAUCUGAUCCACUGGGAAGCAGUGGCAGAAUGUAUACCAGCCAUGCUGGCUCUCACCUUCUUCGGCGUGCUGCACGUCCCCAUCAACGUCCCAGCCCUGGCUCUUCAAACCGGAGAAGACCACGCAAGCCUCGAUCGUAGCAUACAGAACUACCUGGUCUAUGCCAACAGUCAAUUUUUCAUCAAGUCUGGUGGUAACAAUCGGCUUGCUGGAUAUCUUUUGGCCCUGUUCACUGCCAUCGUUUUGGUCAUUGGCCCGGUGAUUAUUGGGUUUAUCCCGGUCAUGAUGGUAGGGACUCUUAUCUUCAUAUUGGGCUUCGAGCUGCUGCUAGAUGCGCUCUGGGACCCUAAAUCCAAACUGAACAUGCUCGAGUACUUGACGGUCGUCGUUAUAGUACUAGUGAUGGGCAUGUACGACUUUGUUAUUGGUAUUGGGGUCGGAGUUCUCUUGGCCUUUGCGUCGUUGAUCUUCCAGGCAUCAAGAGUCUCGGCCAUCCGCGCGACCUACUCGGGUGAGGUCGUUGGAUCCACCGUGCGAAGGAACCCGUCGCAGCAACACUACCUCCAGAAGGUCGGAAAUCAGGUCUUCCUGAUGAAGCUGUCAGGGUUCCUUUUCUUUGGCACAAUAGUCGGUGUCGAAGACAAGAUCCGCAAGCUCAUCGCUGAUGAGGAAUUCGCGAGACGGCCCAUCAAGUACCUGAUACUUGACCUCCAGCAAGUCACGGGUCUGGACUACUCGGCAAGCGAAGCCUUCAGCACUGUCAGCCGGUUGCUCGCGGCCAAGGAAAUCAUCCUCCUUCUUAGCGGUGUAGACACGGACAGCCCGAUAGGUCGGGACCUCCGCGCGGUGGGCUUGGGUACCAGCUCCAACGGCACGCAGGUCAUCUUCAGCCCGAGCCUCAAUUCGGCACUGGAGAACUGCGAGAACGAGCUCCUCCGGACGUUCUACACGAGCCAGGAGGCGUUCAAGUCGUCCAGGAACGCGGCAUUGUCGGGGCUGGACGUGCCGGUGGGGAAGAUCCUCGACGCGGACAACAACCACCUGAGCGACAACCUGCUCGGGAGCUCGCCGCGGCGCACCCACCUGCACAAGGCGGCACAGGAGUCGCUGACGCAGCGCGAGGUGGUACGGCUUUCGCGGUGGCAGAACUUUAAGGAGCCGCUGCGGUUGAUGCUGCAGAUCUUUCACGACCUCUCUGACCGCAACGAGGACUUUUGGGUGCGGGCCAAGGACUUUUUCGUCCGCAAAGAGUUCUACCGGGGCGACGUGCUGUUCCGGGCGGGCGAGCCGGCGGAGGGGUUCUACCUGGUGGAGAGCGGGAUCCUCAAGGCCGAGUACGACCUCCCGCAGGGGUGGCUGUACGAGAGCAUCGUGGCGGGCACGACGUGCGGCGAGCUGCCCUUCUUCUCGGAGACGAACCGCACGGCCAAGGUGACGGCGGAGCGGGACUGCGUUGUGUGGCUAAUGGACCGCGAGAACUGGGACAGACUGCAGAAGCGCGAGCCGGACGUUGCGCAGGAGCUCCUGAGGAUCGGGCUGAAGCUGACCAGCGAAAGGAUGAGCAGCAUCACGAGCUACGUGUUGACCAUGGCGGGAUAA
This is a messenger RNA of Diaporthe citri, 3246 nucleotides long. RefSeq lists its product as uncharacterized. The transcript is spliced from 6 exons. The record is from RefSeq and is a predicted model, not a curated record. Gene Ontology annotation, cellular component: membrane. The coding region runs from base 1 to 3246 and encodes 1081 amino acids. NCBI's taxonomy places the organism in Eukaryota, Fungi, Ascomycota, Sordariomycetes, Diaporthales, Diaporthaceae.